Peronospora matthiolae is the source of this 1131-nucleotide messenger RNA. The record is from the annotation of a GenBank genome assembly. Lineage: Eukaryota; Oomycota; Peronosporomycetes; Peronosporales; Peronosporaceae.
AUGAGCCCAAGUAACGACUCCGGUUUCAAGGUCGAGCCUUUCGACGGCUCGAACUAUGGGUUGUGGAGUUACAAGAUGAAGAUGUACCUGAUGUCGAAGGGGCUGUGGGGCGCGAUCGCGGGCGAUGAGACAACAAGUGAGGCCAAGGAACAGCAAGCCCACGCCGCGAUCGUGCUGAAUCUGAGCGAUUCACAGUUGAUGCAUGUCAUCGACUCGGCCACCGCAAGAGAAGCGUGGGGACGUCUGGCGCGAUUUCAUCACAGUCAUGACAUGGCGAAUCGACUUUGGCUGAAGGAAAAGUUCGCGUCGUUCAAGUAUGCAGCAUCAAGCAUGAGCGGUCAUGUGAUGGAGCUGGAGGACCUCGUGAUGAAGAUGAAGCGCGCGAACUGCGGUCCAAGUGAAGAGGACGUGUGCGCAGUACUGUUGCGGAGUCUACCUUCAAGCUUCGAGAGCUUGGUACAGGCAUUCCGCAUGUCCGUCGCAAGCUUCAGUUUCAGUGACCUCGUGAGCAAGUUGAUCGCCGAAGAAGUGCGCCAGAAUGAGGGAGCACGAGUAGAAGAUGCAACGGCGCUCUACGCAGGCAAGAGGAAGGGUAAGCAGUACCCGAAGAAGCAACAAGGACGGCGCGCGAAAGGACCAUCAGGGACCUGCUACAACUGUGGCAAGGUCGGACACUACGCCAGAGAUUGUCGCUCCGGUCGAGGGCCAAGGGAGCAACAGCAUGACCAGUCGAAUGUCGCGUUUCAUGCCAGCGAAGGUUUCGCGAGCAACAGCUGGGUCAUGGACAGUGGCGCGUCAGCACACAUGUGCAAGGAUCGAGAUGCGUUCGAAGAGUACGAAGAAGUGCAUCAUGCGCGAAGCAUUUCAAGCGCAAAGAGCGACGUGAAGCUGAAUGUCAUUGGACAUGGGACAGUGAAGCUGCGCGUCUGGACAGGACAUGCGUGGAUCGACGCUCGCCUUGAGAACACACUUCACGUUCAAGAUUUGUCCAAGAACCUGUUUUCGCUCACGGCUGCGGCAGCGCGCGGCAUGACAGUGGAGAUAACGCGCAACGAGUGCGUGGUCAAGCGUGGCGGCACACCCGUCGCAACAGGAAGGAAGCAGGGGGUUCCUCCUGUAUCUCAAUGCUGA